Molecule: messenger RNA, 606 nt
Organism: Myotis myotis
Lineage: Eukaryota; Metazoa; Chordata; Mammalia; Chiroptera; Vespertilionidae
Product: transmembrane protein 251-like
Exons: 1
Coding region: 24-419 (131 amino acids)
Source: RefSeq, a predicted model, not a curated record
CAGGAAGGCACAGAACAUGGAGAAUGAUGAAUUUUCGCCAGCGGAUGGAAUGGAUUGGAGUGGGAUUGUACCUGUUAGCAAGCGCAGCAGCAUUUUACUAUGUGUUUGAAAUCAAUGAGACUUACAACAGACUGGCCUUGGAACACAUCCAGCAGCACCCCGAGGAGCCACUUGAAGGAACCACGUGGACACACUCCUUGAAGGCUCGGUUACUCUCCCUGCCGUUCUGGUUGUGGACGGUGAUUUUCCUGAUACCUUACCUGCAGAUGUUUUUGUUCCUAUAUUCUUGUACCAGAGCUGACCCCAAAACGGUGGGCUACUGCAUUAUCCCGAUAUGCUUGGCAGUUAUUUGCAAUCGCCACCAGGCAUUUGUCAAGGCUUCUAAUCAGAUCAGCAGACUGCAGCUGAUUGACACAUAGUCUCGGUCACCAUUUUCCCCUUAUGACUACAGAACUGCCAGUGCCGGCGGGACCUGAUCACAAGACGCAGUUUUCCACAGAUCUCAGGAAGUUGUGGUGGGGCAGAGGCCCUUUACACAGUGUGACUAGGGGGCUGUCUUUAUCUGACUAAUGGGUUUUUAGGUGAAGCCUGAGACAAGUCCUAACA